Molecule: messenger RNA, 1293 nt
Organism: Gavia stellata (red-throated loon)
Lineage: Eukaryota; Metazoa; Chordata; Aves; Gaviiformes; Gaviidae
Gene: FOXI3
Product: forkhead box I3
Exons: 2
Coding region: 1-1293 (430 amino acids)
Biological process (GO): anatomical structure morphogenesis; cell differentiation; regulation of transcription by RNA polymerase II
Molecular function (GO): RNA polymerase II cis-regulatory region sequence-specific DNA binding; DNA-binding transcription factor activity, RNA polymerase II-specific
Source: RefSeq, a predicted model, not a curated record
AUGAGCGCCGGUGAGUUGCAGCAGGCGCAGCCCAGAGCCUCGGCGCCGGCGGCCGCCCCCGCGCCCCCGCAGCCCCGCAGCGCCCAGGAAGCCCCCGACAUGGCGGUGUACUGCAGCGAGAACUUCAGCGUCUACCCCCAGCCCAGCCUCCACCCGCCCGGCGCCGCCGCCGCCGCCGCCGCGGCCGCCGCUGCCGCUGCAGCCGCCGCCGCCUCCUCGGGGCAGCGGGCGGGCGGGUACGCGCUGGGGGACUACGGGGCGCCCGCCAACGCCGGCUACCUGUGGGGCAUGAACAGCCCCGCGCCCUACCUGCAGGGCCCGCCCGGCUCCGCCGCCGCCGCCGCCGCCGCGCCCUUCCUGCCGCCGGCCUCGUACGGCUGCUCGCGGGGCGGGCAGCUGGUGGGCUCGCCCGCGGCGCCCGGCUCGCCGUCGGCGGGCGGCGCGGAGCUGAGCUGGCUGAGCCUGGCCAGCCAGGAGGAGCUGCUGAAGCUGGUGCGGCCGCCCUACUCCUACUCGGCGCUGAUCGCCAUGGCCAUCCAGAGCGCCCCCGAGAGGAAGCUCACCCUCAGCCACAUCUACCAGUACGUGGCCGAGAACUUCCCCUUCUACAAGCGCAGCAAGGCGGGAUGGCAGAACAGCAUCCGCCACAACCUCAGCCUCAACGACUGCUUCCGCAAGGUGCCCCGCGACGAGGACGACCCCGGGAAGGGAAACUACUGGACCUUAGAUCCCAACUGUGAGAAGAUGUUUGACAAUGGGAACUUCCGUCGCAAACGCAAGCGGCGGUCUGAGCCCAAUGCUCCUGCGACCGCAUCUGCGGCCUCCUCUCUGGGGGGCCUGAAGGCUGAGGAAGAGCGACCCAUCCCAGCUACAGGCAAACCGUGUGGAAACAGCCCACCCCCAGAGCUGGACCCCUCACCUUCUGCCAGGGACCAUCCGAAAAGCUCCUCUCCCUCCAGUAUCAUUUCAUCCACCCCUAGCUGCCUCAGCACCUUCUUCAGCGGCAUGAGCUCCCUGAGCAGCGGAGGCAGCCGGCUGACAGGGGGUCUCGGCAGUGACCUGCAUCACAGGAACUUCUCUGCUGGACAGCUGAGCAGUGGCACUUUCACCCCUUCCAGCAGCUCUUCUCAGGAGGUGCCUUCACCAGACCAGCUGCAGCGGGUCGCGGGACCUUCCCCCGCCUACUACAGCUCCUUCCAUCCCAGCAGCAGCAGCCAAGGAGCCCAGUACAACCACUACUACAACUUCACGGUUAACAGCCUCAUCUACACCCGGGAUGGAACAGAGGUGUAG